AUGGUUUAUGGAUUUGCUGCUCGUGUCCAUAACAAGGACAGAAAAUCGUUGAAACUUCCGGCAUUAUAUGGCGACUGGAUUAAAACAUUCAACUACCCGGAUAAGAAUGCUGUCAUCCGCACUUUACCGUCAUCUGCCUGGGUGGUUUUCCAAUAUGAAGAAGCUUUAUCUUCAUUUCGUCUCAUCUACUUUUAUCAAGACAUAAAUCUUGCGCCGUCUGAGUAUUUCUACUACCAACCUGGAAAUCCUUGGGACCGUGAUAACUGCAUGUAUGUGAGUAGGUUGUUUGUUGAUCACAAGAUGCUUUCAACUUGUCCAUAUUAUCCUGUUGUGGUACGUUCCUCUUGUAAUCGUAAAUGGUUUGUUCGUAUGGAUAUUUUUGACAAUGAUAUCUAUAUUACAACUGGUUGGAAUCGAAUCAAGAAGGAGAUGUCUAUUACUGAUCAUCAUUUGGUCGUUUUUGAAAUGCUUGAUUUGCAUACAUUUGAGAUGAGUGUUUUCUGUUGCAAACCCACCCUAUUAACUCUACCACCAGAACUUUGUGUUGUCAAAGAAGAACCUACAAAUGAGGUCAUUGAUAUUUCUGAUGAUGAUUUGCCUAAUCCCAUUCCGGUAGUUGGUGUUGAAGAGAGUACGGACGAUGAAGUACCGGUUGUAUUUCGCGUGGACAAUCAUUAUCGACUAAAAAAGAAGUGGGCACAAUUGCACGGUUUGGAUCGUAAGAGGGAUUUGAUUAUUAAGGACUCUGCUGGUUUGACUUGGGACGUGUCCAUUGGUGUCGAGCACUCUGAAGGAUAUCCGCGCUAUAACGUGACUGGUAUGAAGAAUUUUGUUCGAGACAAACAGUUAGUCAAAGGUUCCGAAUUUCAUAUGGUUUAUGUCAAAAGUAAAGGAUUACUUGCUAAAGAAAGAAGAAAAAUGCGCAAGCUCUAUCUUGAUAGCAAACGAUCGAAUUCAAAGAAACAAAGUACUGGUCCUUUUAGUAGAGGAUGCUCAAAAGUCGAUAAUUGGUCUCAGGUCAUCGACAAAGAGAAUUAUAAUCCAAAUAUUUCUUCAUCAUCUAAUAAUUUUCACACAGUGCGGAACUUGAAAUAUGUAACCACAUCAGCAUCAUCAAGUACCAUCACGACCAGUGGUUUUCCUUUGAAUAACGAAUUUACCACUUCUACAAGUACUCGGUUUUCUAUUGUUUCAAACAUUGUUACACAAAGCAGUAACUCCAUUGGUCAAUCGUCCUCAACGUUAACAAAGCUGAAUUCCGGUAAACAAAAGCUUUUACCUAAGAAACGCCGUAUUGAUCCUAUUCCAAUGUUAGAUCUUACGUCUGAUGAUGAGAAUGUAGACUUUGCUCCCAUUCAAGACCCUUAUUAUUUGGAUCACGGUAAUCAAAGCCUUAAAUGUGAGAUGUGUGAUUCAUUGUUAUGGACUGACGAAGGUGGUAAAGGGAGAAUUACAUUGGGUAAGUUAAGCUAUAGCUUAUGUUGUGGUUAUGGAAAAGUGGAGCUUCCGGAUUUGAAAGAGCCUUCUUCAAUAUACAAGGAUCUAUUUGCAAAUUCUAAUGAAAACAACAAGUAUUUUCUAAAGAAUAUCCGUCGAUAUAAUUCUAUGUUCGCAUUCACAUCCAUGGGUGGAAAAGUAGAUUCAAGCAUCAAUAGUGGCAGGGCACCUUAUGUAUUUCGUAUAAGUGGACAGAAUUUUCAUUCAUUAGGUGGUUUGGUACCUGCACCUGGAAAACAGCCAAAGUUCUCCCAGCUUUGUAUUUAUGACACUGAGAAUGAAGUUUCAAAUCGAAAUAAGUUGUUCAGUGACUCCACAAAUAAGUCUGACUUGCAUUUAAAGCAAAUAGAUCUUCAUCUCAUAAAGUUUUUAAAAGACUUCCUGGAUAAUAAUAAUCAGUUGGUUAAAAGUUACAGAAUAGCAAGAAACCACUUCAAUGAUAAUCCUAAUGAGAACUUCAAACUUCGUAUCAUUUACAAAAGAGAUCUUGAUGGUCGUACUUACAACUUGCCUUCAUCUUUUGAAGUUGCUGCAUUGAUUGUUGGUGGUAUCCAACAAAUAGUUGACCAUCGUGAUAUUGUUGUUGAGUCUCACACGGAAGGUCUUCAACGAAUAAGUGAACUUCAUCCAUCAUAUCUUGCACUUCAGUAUCCAAUUCUUUUUCCCAAUGGUGAUGACGGAUAUAGAAUAGACAUUCCUCAUAGGGAUGGUAUAAGUACUUUAAAGAAAAUUAGUCCCAAGUGUACAAUGAGAGAAUUCUUUGCUUAUAGAAUCCAAGAUCGAUCAACUUCAUUUUCGCUAAUAUUAAAUGCCCGCAGAUUGUUCCAGCAAUUUUUGGUUGAUGCAUAUACCAUGAUCGAGAGUGAAAGACUUAAUUAUAUCCGUUUUCAACAAAAACAUCUUAGGUCUGAAUCAUACACAAAUCUUCAGAAAUUUAAGAAUGAAGGAAAAAAGGAUCUAUCUAAUACUGGGGUACGGUUAGUACUACCAUCAUCUUUUACUGGUGGGUCUCGGUAUAUGCAGCAAAAUUAUCUAGAUGCUAUGGCUAUUUGCAAAUGGUUCGGGUAUCCUGAUUUUUUCAUUACGGUGACAUGUAAUCCUAAGUGGCCAGAGAUUAUCCGAUACCUUCGAAAUACUUCUAUUAAGCAAGAGGACAGACCAGAUAUUAUGUGUCGAUUGUUUAAGAUGAAACUGGAUUCAAUUAUAAAGGAUUUGAAGGACAAGAAAGUGUUUGGAGCACUAAGUGCAGCGGUUUAUACCGUUGAAUUUCAAAAGCGUGGAUUGCCACAUGCUCACAUUUGUAUUUUUUUGAAACCUGAAUCCAAGCUUCUCUCCGUUGAUCACGUAGACAAAUUCAUAUCUGCUGAGAUACCAGAUAAGAUUCAAGAUCCCGCUCUUUAUGCUCUUGUAUCCGAGUUUAUGAUUCAUGGUCCAUGUAGAAAUGCAAAUCCCAAUUGUCCUUGUAUGGUUGAUAAUAGAUGUUCAAAAAAAUUUCCAAAAAAAUUCAUUAAUGAAACAAUUACCGAUGCUGAAGGUUUCCCUGUAUACAGAAGAAGAGAUAAUGGAAACACCAUUAUCAAGUCCAAAGUUCAAUUGGACAACAGAAGUGUCGUUCCAUAUAAUCCGCUUCUUUUGAAAAGAUACCAAGCUCACAUUAAUGUAGAAUGGUGCAAUCAAGCGGGUUCUAUCAAAUAUUUGUUUAAGUACAUUAAUAAAGGUCCAGACAAAGCAUCGCUUGUGGUGUCAAAUGGAGACGGUACAGAUAACGAACAAACAGCAAAGGAUGAGAUCAAAGCUUAUUAUGAUUGUAGGUACGUUUCCGCUUGUGAAGCUUCUUGGAGAAUAUUUGCAAAUGAAGUUCACUAUAGGUUUCCUCCAGUUAUGAGGCUUCCUUUUCAUAUGGAAGGUCAACAAAAUGUUGUUUUUGGUGCCGAAGACGAUAUUGAAGAAGUGUUGGACAAGCCAUCAGUCUCUUCAUCCAUUUUUUUAAAGUGGAUGGAGAUGAACAUAAAUAAUGAGGAAGCACGGAAGCUUACGUAUGUUGAGUUUCCUACAAAAUUCUGUUGGAAACUAAAAGAUAGAAAUUGGGCAGAACGUAAAAGAAAAUUAUUACAGAUUGGACGCAUUCAUUCUGUUUCCCCUGCUUUGGGUGAACCAUAUUUUCUUAGAAUUCUUUUAAACAAAGUCAAAGGACCAAGAUCCUUUGAAGAAAUUAGAACUGUUGAUGGCCAGUUGUUUCCAACCUUCAGGGAUGCAUGUUAUGCUAUGGGUUUGUUAGACGAUGACAUGGAAUACAUCGAAGCUAUUAAAGAAGCGAGUUUUACGGGAGAUGGUCGUUAUAUUCGUGCAUUGUUUGUUACUUUGCUGUUGUCAAACACAUUAUCAAGACCUGAAUUUGUUUUCGAACAAACAUGGAAAUACUUGGGGGAUGACAUUUUAUACAAAACGAGAAAAGAAACAAAGAACAAAGAUCUUGUAAUGUCAGAUGAGAGAUUGAAGAACAAGACAUUGGUGGAGAUUGAGAAGUACCUCAUUCGAAAUGGGUCCUCUUUGACACGAUGGCCAACAAUUCCUUAUCCUGAUUACGAUUCGUUUGCUGUUGGAAACAAUCGUCUGGUUGACGAAGAACUGUCUUUUAAUGUUCCUCAGAUAAUGACAGCCGUUGAAGGCGACAAAGGAGGUGUAUUUUUUGUUUACGGAUAUGGAGGAACGGGGAAGACGUUUUUGUGGAAGACGUUAGCCUUAACCGUUAGGUCGAGAGAGCAGAUUGUUUUAAAUGUGGCUUCAAGUGGUAUUGCUUCACUUCUAAUGUCAAGAGGUAGAACGGCUCAUUCUAGAUUUCACAUCCCCAUAAAUUUAGAUGAGAGUUCAAUGUGUCACAUAAGGCCCGAUGGUGAUGUAGCUUAUCUGCUUAAACAAACUAGGUUGAUUAUAUGGGACGAAGCACCCAUGGUACAUAGACAUGCGUUUGAAGCUUUAGAUAGAACAUUAAAAGAUAUUUUUGUCGAUAAAAGCAAUUGUCAGUCGGAUGUUUUGUUUGGAGGUAAGGUAAUCGUUUUUGGUGGUGAUUUUAGACAAAUUCUUCCUGUUAUUCCAAACGGAAGUAGGCAAGAAAUUGUUAACGCUUCGUUGAGUUCAUCCUAUAUAUGGCCCCAUUGCAAGUUACUUACUUUGACCAAAAACAUGAGAUUGACUGUUGGUGUUUUACCAUCUACAGUCGAGUCGACAAAGAGAUUUGCCGAAUGGCUUCUUGAUAUUGGCGAGGGUAAAGUUGGAGGGGACAAUGAUGGUGUAGCAACUGUAGAAAUACCAUCUGAUUUGUUAAUCACAGAUUCUUUGGAUCCCAUCGAAAGUUUAAUUCAAUUUGUAUAUCCAUCUGUUCUUGAAAGAUAUAAGGAUCGAGAUUAUUUUUCUGAAAGGGCGAUUCUGACACCAAAAAACGAGGUGGUACAUGAAACAAAUGAUCGACUACUAGAAUUGUUUCCUGGUGAACCAACAGAGUACCUGAGUUCUGAUAGUAUAUGUGCGACGGAGAAAGGUAUCGAUUCAUUCCAACAAGAGUUGUAUUCACCUGAUGUCCUUAAUGGUUUAAAGAUAUCUGGUUUACCUAAUCAUCGUUUGGUUUUAAAACCUGGAGUUCCAAUUAUGCUUCUUAGGAACAUUGAUCAGCAAAAUGGUUUGUGUAAUGGUACAAGGUUACAGGUUACAUUUCUUGGAAAGAGGGUUAUAGAAGCUGAAAUUAUAUCAGGUGCUAAUGUCGGAACCAGAACAUUCAUACCAAGAAUUAGCAUGAUUCCCUCCGACAAAAAAAUUCCUUUUGCUUUUCAAAGACGACAGUUUCCUGUUGCUGUGUGCUUUGCUAUGACGAUCAACAAGAGUCAAGGCCAAUCUUUAUCUAAGGUUGGAUUGUUUUUAAAAGAGCCCGUUUUUACACAUGGCCAGCUAUAUGUAGCAUUAUCAAGAGUUAAAUCAAGGGAAGGUGUGAAGAUGUUAAUUCUUGAUAAGGAUGGCAAACCUACCAACACAACAACUAAUGUGGUUUACAAAGAAGUGUUCACACACUUAUGA
This is a messenger RNA of Helianthus annuus (common sunflower), 5565 nucleotides long. RefSeq lists its product as uncharacterized. Gene Ontology annotation, molecular function: DNA helicase activity. Lineage: Eukaryota; Viridiplantae; Streptophyta; Magnoliopsida; Asterales; Asteraceae. The record is from RefSeq and is a predicted model, not a curated record. The transcript has 12 exons. Gene Ontology annotation, biological process: DNA repair; telomere maintenance. The coding region runs from base 1 to 5565 and encodes 1854 amino acids.